Messenger RNA from Leptosia nina, 3129 nucleotides. The record is from the annotation of a GenBank genome assembly. NCBI's taxonomy places the organism in Eukaryota, Metazoa, Arthropoda, Insecta, Lepidoptera, Pieridae.
AUGUUCAAUUUCAAAGUGAAACACAAGGAGAGAGAUGUGCAUUGUUAUGGUGUUAAAAAGCCUCCUAAAAUACCAACGAAACAUCAAAGGCGUCGAUCAGAACCCGGGGUGAUACCGUCAAUUGUGGGCUUCGCGAAAGACUCCGUUGCCCACGAAUCAGACCGACUGGCUCCAGGCGACAGGAUCUGCAGCGUCAAUGGUAUCUCCACGGCGAGGCUCACCAACGAGGAGGUGCUCAGACUUCUGGACAAUGUGGAGGAACGGGCGUCGCUGGAGGUCGAGUAUUACAUGCCUAAUUAUGCAUCCCAAAAUUCCCUCUACAUCACAACGAAGUUAGCAGAAGUGCCUGUUGAGAAAAUUGGUGGUUCCCUCGGUGUUACAAUCCGGGGUGGUCUCCCAGAAAAUUCCGCUCCGAGCGCCGACUUGGUACUCAACAGCCGGUCCUUGGAUGUCCAGCCCUUGGUGAUCACUCACGUGAGACCUGGAGGAGCAGCAUAUAACACCUCCAGGAUAAAACCUGGGGACAGAUUGUUGAAGGUCGAUCAUAUAUCCCUGACAAACAAAACGCUCUCGGAGGUCCAUCAAAUCCUCCAAAACUGCCCGCAAGUGACGAGCCUGACCAUCGAGUAUGACGUAUCGAUUAUGGAAUCCGUGAAGCUAGCCAGCGGUCCGUUACUUAUCGAGAUCGAGAGGCCGUGUAACGAGGAUUUGGGACUGUUCUUGAGCAAUCAGCGGUACUCCGACGACGUUUACAGCUCCGGGUCGGACACGUACCAAAGGGUCGGGGCGUGCAACGCCAUUUACAUCGACAGUAUAUUGCCUGCUAGUAUUAGCGACAGAUGUGGAGCCCUUCACCCAGGUGACCAGCUUCUAGCCUUUGACGACCAUGUUAUAGAAGGAAACACCUACACCGCUGAGGAAGUUAUGUGCUACCUCGAGAAUUGUGAGCCUGGCUUCACGAGAUUGCAUGUAGCUCCACGGCAUAUCUUGGCGCAUGGGGGAAGAUUUCCUAGAGAAAAUUCAAUAUCCGGUACGUUGAAUCCUAAGAAACAAAGGCAGAGGUAUAGACAGAGUUCGAUGCCAAAAUUAGGUGUUCAGGAUGAUUACGACAAUCAGCAAAACUACAUGAGCAUGGGAGUAUGCAGAACCGACUCUCUGAAUAUCCAGUUGGAGGUCCCCCCGGGACAGAACAGCGGGUUAUUAGUGAACGAAGACAAUGCAAUUUUAGUUGUGUCUCAUGUAGCGCCACAAUCGCCCGCUUAUCGCUCCGGCUGCUUCCAAGUCCGCGAUAGAGUGAUGUCGAUCAACGGCCAUGAAAACCUCACCUUAGAGGUUGCGAACGAGAUACUUCAACGAAGAAACGACUCGCACAAUCCGAAAUACCUUACCAUGAAUGUGGAGUUCAGUAUGCCUAAUACUAUAGAAGCGUCAAGCGGAGUUUUCACUGUCAAACUGGCUAAGACUACCGCUGGUCUUGGCGUUACUAUUACGGGAUGCAAACAAAAACUUCUCAGCAAUGAAGAACCUAUGGUAAUAUCUGACAUCAAACCAGGAUCGGUAGCUCAUCGAAGUGGAGCUCUGUCACCAGGAGACCAGCUUCUUGCAAUAAACGGGCAGCCACUGCACAACUUAUCAUUGGACACAGCCUUCAACAUCCUACAAAACUCGCCGGAAGACAUAAUAACAUUAAAAAUUCGAAAACGCGAUUUGACUGAAGAUUGGUCGAACAUACACAAGCACAAUGCAAAAAUGACGCUACAAAGUUUCAGUAGUGUUGAGACGAAGGCCGUUAUACAUAGCGAAGAAGAUUCCGGACAUACAGACAGUCCGAACAAUAUUAAAGAUGGUAGACAUGAGACAGCUGUUUUCAUGGUGGAAAUAAUUAGGCAGGAUAACGGACCUCUCGGUUUGACGAUAGCUGGCAGUGAAGAUGUAACGCAGCCUAUUCUACUUAGUGGAUUGAUUGAAGGUGGUCUAGCAGAGAAAUGCGGUAAGCUGGCGAUCGGCGAUGAAUUACUGAGUAUAAACGGCGAGAGCGUGCUGAAUAAACCACUUUCAGAAGCGAUCAAACUGCUGCAACAAAGCGGACAGAGAAUACAGCUACAGAUGUGUAGGAAAGUCACUGGUAACCUAGACUGCGGCGAAUCCAGUGCGAGAGACUCGAGCCAUUCCACUUCUAGUCCAGGACUCUCCAACGAUAGCGCUGUUGAAUCCUGGGACCAAAACACACCUGUUAGAACUAGUGCUAAUUGUGGCAAUUCCGAAGUAAUAGAAUACGCUGUACCAGACAAGUCCCGAAUAAUAGAUAAGCAACCGUACUCACCGACAGACGAAGAUAAACUUAUGGCGUCCAAUUUCAACUCGUUCAUCCAAGAGUUGCCACUGCCGAAUUAUUCACUCAAUAAUUCCCUGAAGACGUUCCACUAUGAGAACACUUGCAUCAUACCCGAGGUGAUGAAGAACAAGCAGAACACCCGGGAAGAUGAUGUCCAGCAAAUCGAGAUACUGACUUCCAAUAUGAAGGACUGUCAGCUGCACAAUAUGGAGAGGUCGUCGUGCAAAUGUGACUAUGUGCAGAUGGGCCCGUACACCAUCGUGUCGCCGAAGAGCAGGCGGCCUAACUGGGACGAUUACAACAGUAUAUACACCGUCACGACUCCCCAAAAGUCGCCGAUGAAGCCGAACGUAGCUGGUUCUAGCUUCCAGUUCUCAAACAGUCCUAUAUAUGAGAACGAUGCGCCAGGCCUCUACAGCAGCGACAAUCUCUCACCAGCUCGCGGUUCCGUUCACCACGUGAUCCUUUACAAAGAUGCCAUCUAUGAUGACUACGGUUUUUCGGUUUCGGACGGCUUGUAUGAGAGGGGCGUGUACAUAAACAGGAUAAGGAAAGGUGGACCUGCAGAUAUCGUUGGACUUCUGCGACCCUAUGAUAGAAUAUUACAGGUCAAUGGAACAAGGACUGUGGACUACGACUGUUGUCUCACCGUACCCUUGAUAGCAUCAGCCGGGGAUCGACUUGAGAUUGUCGUCCAAAGGCUGGCUACAUCUAGGGACCUCAAAAACAUUCGUCUAGAAGACAACCCGAGCCCCACAGACAGUCCCAGCAGCAUUGUGACGAAGACUAUUUAG